This is a messenger RNA of Colletotrichum higginsianum IMI 349063, 789 nucleotides long. Its product is annotated as Major facilitator superfamily transporter. Bases 1 to 789 code for a protein of 262 amino acids. The record is from RefSeq and is a predicted model, not a curated record. The transcript is spliced from 3 exons. NCBI's taxonomy places the organism in Eukaryota, Fungi, Ascomycota, Sordariomycetes, Glomerellales, Glomerellaceae.
AUGAUCGAAGACGACACGGAGCUGUCGCCCGCGCUCCGUCUCGCCACGGCCGUCCAAGGCGUACACACCCGGAUCCUCCCCUUUCGACGCAUACUGACACGAAACCUCUGCUUCGUGCUCGUGACCGUCGCGAUCCACGACGGUGACACAUCGGUAUGCAACACCCUAUGGCCCAACUUCCUUCGCGACCCCGUCAUCGACAACGUCCACUACCAGACGCCGGGCCAGCUGCGCCGCCUGUCCUUCCGCUUCUCCGGCGGCGCCGGCAUGGCGCCCGCCGAGAUCGCUUGGUCCCUCGCGCAGUUGGGUGUGAUGGGACUGCCGACGAAGCUGCUCGCGUAUCCCCGGGUGACUCAGCGUCUGGGAGCUCUCCGCACAUGGCGCUUCUUCCUGCGUUUCUCCCCCCUCGUCUACGCCGUGGUGCCGUACAUUGCCUUCAUGCCCUCGAUUACGCCGCCGCCGGCCGGAAAUCACGGUUUCACCGUAUGGGCGCUGGUUGUCUUCUUUCAGGGCCUCAUGGUGGGCUGUUCAAAGUUUACCGCGCCCUCGCAGCUCAUGCUCACCAACUUCGCCUCACCCCAUCCUUCUGCACUAGCUCGCACCAACAGCAUCUCAUACUUGACCACGGCUAUGGUCCGUGCUACUGCUUUCGCAGUGUCGGCAUGGGUGUAUAGCUACGGCUCCUCCCACGGCCUCACGGGGCUGGCGUGGUGGCUUGCUGGAGCUGCUUCAUUGUGUGGAUUCCUCGUCAGUCUAGCCUGUAAAGAAGGCAACGGGCAUAAGAUUUGA